UCCCCGCCCCAGCGUAGCUCAGUUGCCUCCGGACAGCCACGCUGUACACUGCUGCUCUGUUGAAACGUCCGCAACCCUGCUGCUGCCUCGAUCCACGCCGCCACUGGCUCACUCCGCCUCCUCGCCCACUCAUGGGGAAAAAUCUUCACAUCCCGGCACUGACAUGCGCGGUGGACUCGGCAUAGUCAGAGAGGGGACGUAAAUAGUUUCCAAAUAAACUGAGUCACUUCCGCGCCAGCAACGACUCUGCCAGAAGCUCAAACGCGCGCACACACAUUUGCCGACCACCUCGCAGUGGCAAAACCCGGGCGCGCGCACGUUUUGGCGGGAAAAAGUUUACAAGUGAAGUGUGACAUGCGCACGGAAUCUUCAAGACUGGAGACAAGUUCGUGAGUUUGUACAAGACUGCGAGAAAACUUUUGUGAUUGGCUAACGACUCUGCAAGGCGACUUGAACUCUCACAAGUAACUCGUUCUUCACCGCUCGAAAAACCUCUUCUGGUCCAGGGGCAUAUCGUCGUUAAUUUUUUUCUAGAGCAAUUCCGUUUGUAAACGGAAUAAACAGAAAUACAUCAACGCACAGGGUCCUGGUCAGAUACAUGGAUCGCGGCAAUAUAUCGUGCAGGGUUGAGUUGCCUCGGUAACAAGAAGAGGGAACCCUGAAGAAGCAAUAGGCUGACGAAAAAAAUCUUCAUAAGGCAGAGGCACGUUAAAGAAAGGAUGAUAAUGCAGUUAGCAGGGGAUUCUGACAUCGGGCCGCUGGCUCUCGACAGAGAAGAAGAAGAUUAUAAAGAAAUUUCCCAUUCUGACACCUCCAUCAACGUCGCAAGGUGGGCGACGUUCCGAGACAGUGAGGGGCGACGAGACAGUGAAUAUAGCGACGUCCCAGACGAUCAGCGACCGCCCUUACACAUUUCGCUCGCCGAGAUCUCAUUCAUCAUCAAAUUAUCGAAAGCAAUGAACUCUGAGGGAGGUGUUUCGCCGCCACCGUCCCCACCUACAGCUGCUUCCCCCGCACCUACCAUGGCUCCCGGACAUGGUGGUUCCAGUCCAGUCAGCGGUUUGGCCACUUUGCACCACGCCCUACAUGGUCUACACAACCUACACAAUUUGCACAAUCUUCAGAACUUCCAUAACCUUCAACAGAAUCUACAGACCCAGAUGGCGGCGCUAGCUGGCUUGCAGGGCGGACUCGGUGUUCCUGGUGUUGGUUCCCUUCUUCAUCCUCCUUUAGCACCCCAGCAACACCCUGCACCUGCGGCACCUUCACCGGCUGGUAUGAGUCCCGCACCACCUCCUGCCAAUGGUAACAACGCUUCCGCUGUACCUCAGAUGGUGCUCACAUCCGGCCAUGUGACACAAGGAGUUCAGGGUGCCCAACUUCUCAUACCUACCUCCCAGGGAAUCGCAGUACAGCCGAUCUUAACCAUCCCUCUGGGGCAGGCCGGAGUCCAGGGCUCAUCCUCGCUCGUCAAUCCUCUCGUUCCUCUCCACCACUUGCAGCAUCAAGGUCCCCAUCCGCAACACACAGGUUCUGCUACUUCGUCGCCCCUCCCACCCAAUUCCUCCUCGAAUUCCUCUUCCUCCUCUUCCUCUUCCUCUGCGUCCGCUGCUCCCCACCCUUUACUAGGCUUAGCAGGUCUACCACCAUCCCUCUUCCAUGCUCACCACGCCCAUAACAACAACAACAACAACAGUAAUAACAACAACAACAAUAAUAUGGGCACACCCGAUAAACCAAAAUUACCGUUGUCUUUAUCAUCUCCUGUAACGGCUGAUGCUGUGGGCGCUUUAGGAGCCAGAAUGGGAACUCACUACCCUGCCCCCCCUCCGCCUCCACCUACAGCACGAUACUCUCCAGACUUUCUUGACAAUCAUACUGGAUCCACGGGAGGCCCCCCCUACUGGCAACUGGAUCUUCGGAUGGCCCCGUCUUUGAAAAAUCCAGGAUGUAUCACAGAUGAUGACGACCAACCCACGAUCAGCCAGUCAACCGGUAACUUAGUUGACGGUGUGAACCUUGAUGAAAUAAAGGAAUUUGCUAAGGCGUUCAAAAUCCGUAGGCUUUCCAUGGGUUUGACUCAAACCCAGGUUGGCCAAGCUUUGAGCAUCACUGAAGGCCCAGCAUAUUCCCAGUCAGCCAUCUGCAGGUUUGAAAAACUAGACAUCACGCCAAAAAGUGCACAAAAGAUCAAGCCUGUUCUAGAGCGAUGGAUGCAGGAAGCGGAGGACAGGUACAAGAACGGCCAGCACACCUUAACAGAGUUCAUGGGCACUGAACCUUCCAAGAAAAGGAAGCGCCGCACAAGUUUCACUCCGCAGGCCCUCGAGGUUCUUAACGGUCACUUCGAGCGGAACACACACCCAUCAGGUGCCGAGAUCACAGCUCUUGCUGAGCAGCUAGGCUAUGAGCGUGAAGUGGUGAGGAUCUGGUUUUGUAAUAAGCGGCAGGCUUUGAAAAACACCGUUCGCAUGAUGGCCAAGUCCAGCCCCACGGCGCCGCCCCCACCCCCUCCACCCCAUCCAACUCUUAAUUAAGGACCAGUGGAAUGAACGAAGAUCAGCGGAUAAAGAAUGAACCAGAAAGAUAGCGAGAAACAUAAAAUUAUAAGAAAUAUUUCUAUUUAAAAUAGAAUACUUUGCAAGUCAGAUGUUUUGUACGUUCUGGAGUAGAAGUACCAAAGGGAACAAGCUUAAAAAUGCAAUGCCAAAUAUUGAUCGUCAUCAUUAUAUGAUUGAUGAUCAUAAAGCAUGCAUAUAUAUAUAUAUAUAUAUAUGUAUAAACAUAUAUGCAUACACAGACGCACAAGCUCACGCACACACGCACACGCACAUGCACAC
Messenger RNA from Penaeus chinensis, 2840 nucleotides. It is a transcript of the gene pdm3, whose product is annotated as POU domain, class 6, transcription factor 2-like. Gene Ontology annotation, biological process: regulation of transcription by RNA polymerase II. The coding region runs from base 720 to 2537 and encodes 605 amino acids. NCBI's taxonomy places the organism in Eukaryota, Metazoa, Arthropoda, Malacostraca, Decapoda, Penaeidae. The transcript is spliced from 13 exons. The record is from RefSeq and is a predicted model, not a curated record. Gene Ontology annotation, molecular function: RNA polymerase II cis-regulatory region sequence-specific DNA binding; DNA-binding transcription factor activity, RNA polymerase II-specific.